AUCAGGGUACUGAAGAUCAGUGUGCCCUGAUGAUCAGUGUAGCCCCAGCAGUGCCACCUGUCAAUGUCAAUCAGUGCCAGCUGUCAGUGUUCAUCAAUGCCACCUGCCAGUGCCCAUCAGUUCCACAUCAAUGCCACAAAUCAGUGCCUACCAGUGCACAUCAAUGUCACAUAUCAGUGCACAUCUGAGCUGCCUUUCAGUGUCACCUAUCAGUUCCCGUCAGUGCUGCCUAUCAGUGCUAGUCAGUGCCACCUAUCAGUGCUGUCUAUCAGUGCCAUCAGUGCCUCCUCAUCAGUGCUCAUCAGUGCAGCCUAUCAGUGCCCAUCACUGCAGCCUCAUUAGCGCACAUCAGUGAAGGAGAAAAAUCACUUAUUUACAAAAUUUUAUAACAAAAACACAUUUUCAGUUGUUUUCGGUUUGUUUAGAAAAAAAAAACCAGAGUUGAUUAA
Messenger RNA from Staurois parvus, 449 nucleotides. Lineage: Eukaryota; Metazoa; Chordata; Amphibia; Anura; Ranidae. The record is from the annotation of a GenBank genome assembly.